UUCUCGUAGCUUCCCGGUGCUUUGUGAACUCGCUUAGUGAAUUGACACUUUAUAUCUAUUCCUACAUUGAUACGAACCUGUUGAAAGCACGCUGCAUAGUUAGUUAGUUUAGACAUAGCUGCGUAAAAAAUACUGUGGUAAAAGUUUUACCUAUCACAAUACAGUGAAAUGGCAACGGUAGUGUCAAUGAGCUCUACAACUUCGCCGAAGAGUUCGUUGGCGAAGCUGGUAUUAUGCCCCAAACCUAAACCCUUUAAAGUGAUGGUCCUGGGACAAUCCGGAGUUGGAAAAUCAGCAUUGGUGGUCAGGUUCAUAACUCGGCGUUUCAUCGGUGAAUAUGACCCAACCCUGGAAAAGGUGUACGUUUUCCAAACUGUCAUUGACAACGAAAUGGUUUACUUCGAAAUUUUGGACUCUGCUGGCGAAUCCCACGAAAGCGAGUAUGCGAAUUUGGAGAGUAAUAUCAGAUGGGCUGAAGCAUUCAUCCUGAUGUACUCGGUGACUGAUAAGUGCUCCUUCGACGAGUGCCACCGGCUCAAGUUUCUCAUAAACUACAACAAGAGACGACGGCGACUUACAAGCAAGGACAGCGUAAUGGAGACACCCGUGGUGCUGGUGGGAAACAAGGCGGACCAGACUGGGGACCGCAUGGUGUCGACGGAGGAAGGCCAGCGCCGCAGCAAGGAGAUCGGCUGCGUUUGCUUCCACGAGAUAUCUGUGAGGGAGAGUAUCGACCAGGUGUGGAGCGUGUUCCGCGACGCGCGUCGUUUCUGGCGCGUGUGUAACAAGUGGCCGCGCGGGCGCACGGAUGCGGACUUACAUCCGACGGCUCUGGGGCGCCCUCUCGCGCGCGCUGUAUCUGACACCACGCCCGAACCAGCUGCCGCUACAGCACCUUUUUGCCGUCGCUGGACAGAGGUGGAUCUCGAAGAGGAAGACGAAGUGAGCGUAGCCCGCAGCGACUCCACAUCCUCGUCGGGCAAGUCUGAAGGCGCGGAGGAGUUCAGGGCGCGCGCCAGCACCGAUUCCCGGCUGCCCCCGCGACCCUCGCGGCCGCGCCAUCCGCCCCCGGGCCGCUCCCACGCGCCCCCAGUCCGGAGGAUGAGUGUGGCGAUGAGAGGAAACAACGCUAGCACCUAUUAGCUUACCAAAUGUACGCCUGUAGAUGUAUAUUCAAUUUUGAUACAACAUGCAAGAAUGCGAUUAUUUCGCUACGAACCUUAAACUACAUGUGUAUAAAAAUAUUUAUUUAAUGUAAUUUAUGUAAGUAUGUGACUUUAUUGAAACACACUAAAGAUUUUUACACUGUAUAUCUAGAGGCAGUGUAUUGUAUAAUGAUGUACCUAUUUUUAACAUUUAUAAACGAUUUUGUCAAACUGGCAGCUAAAUAGAGAACUAAGCAACUAUAAUUAGUAGUCUGUAGCACCUUAGAGAGUGCCUUUGAAUGAAAACUUGGUCCCAAUUGAGAAUGUUACUAGGUAUGCAAAAUCACUUGAAACCUAUGUUACAGUUAAGCUUUUACAUUUACAAAUACAUUAGUUUUUAUUUCAUUCAAAAAUACCCAGUAGUUAUGAUUUUAUAGGCAUUCAAAGUUCGCCUAAAUAUUGAGUCCCGCCGACGGUCACGUGACCCCGUGUGACGUACAUUCACAGCGUCCGCUCACUAGAAAACGGAUAUAAACAUACUUAAAUAUUUUUUUUUUUGUAAAUACAAACUUAUUAUACAUAUUAACACCCAGACCCAUCACAGAAAUUAAAAUUGAACCAAACCCAAACUUGAUGCGAUUGUGUCGUUUUAUUGCGAAUUACCUUCCAGCUCCAUCAUUAGACCCCGAUUACUAUAUAGAAUUAAAAUACUCAUCAAUACAAAACGAACGAGCCCAAACUCGAUGCAUUUAAGUCGUUUUAUUAUAGAGUUCCUAUGGCCACCUUCCAGCUCCAUCAUCAGAUCAGCUCCAUGUCAUCAUAAUAUUGCAUGGUCAUCCAAAUCACAUGUGUUUGCGAAAUUUCAGCUUAAUCGGUUGCCUGGAAGUGGGUCUUAAUUCAGUUUGCAAGAUUCCACCCAUACAAAUAUGAGCCAGUCGUUGUAAUAUGACGUCACGCGCAUAAAAUGGCGGGCCGGCCGCCGCCCGCACUUUUAAAAUUCAAUAUCUUGGAAACUAAUUAACGUAUCGAAAUAAUUAUUUCACGUGUAUUUUUUAUUUUUAACAGAGAAUACAGAAAGCUAAAAAACAAAAUUAGUGAACAUUCUUCAUUGUGCGUGAUGC
This is a messenger RNA of Ostrinia nubilalis (European corn borer), 2266 nucleotides long. Its product is annotated as ras-related and estrogen-regulated growth inhibitor. Gene Ontology annotation, molecular function: GTPase activity; GTP binding. The transcript is spliced from 7 exons. The record is from RefSeq and is a predicted model, not a curated record. NCBI's taxonomy places the organism in Eukaryota, Metazoa, Arthropoda, Insecta, Lepidoptera, Crambidae. The coding region runs from base 169 to 1143 and encodes 324 amino acids.